This is a messenger RNA of Spodoptera littoralis (African cotton leafworm), 1425 nucleotides long. The record is from the annotation of a GenBank genome assembly. Lineage: Eukaryota; Metazoa; Arthropoda; Insecta; Lepidoptera; Noctuidae.
AUGAGCUCGAUCGAGUGUUUGCCGGACAUAAUACUGGACCACAUCUUCUGGUUCCUGCGGCCGCUGGAGCUGCUGCGGUCGUGCGCGCUGGUGAGCAAGCGCUGGAACACGCUGGUGGUGCGGCGCGCGCUCGUGGUGCGCGGCACGCGCCAUCUGCAGCGCGUGCGACACUCGCUGCACGCGCUCUACGUGCUGCUGCCCGACAUCAUCAGCGAGAUGCCGCCACGCGUGCCGCUCUUCGACCUCGUGCCCACUAUAGUGCGGCAGGCCCCCUUGUUGGUCGAAUUGUCCUUGGGAGUUGACGUACCGCUGGACCCCUACAUGAUGGGCACAUUGAACGGGCUGCGAUGUCUCCGCCACCUCGACGUGUUUCCUUCUUACAAGAUUGGUUCGGAAACGCUGCCCCUGCUGCUGAGGCUGGACGCGCUGGUGCUAAACAACGUAGUACACUCCAAAGUCCUCGUGGAGUUGGCCACCCAAGGCCGCCUUAAGGCGUUGCACUUGCAAGGGUACCUACUGGUUCGCAACUAUCCACUUCGUGGUAUGCUCAGACUCAUUAAUGCGACAGACCUGCGCGAGCUCACGUUGCGCUGUAGCGAGCUGCACAAUCCUGCGUACGAGACUGUCGUGACCUGCCCAAACCUGACGUCACUGCAACUAUACUCGUGCCGGUACCUGACGGGUGCAGGCGCGGUGCACCUGACGCGGCCGCGCGGUCUCACGCGCCUGCAUGUGACGGGAGCGCGCAGUCUGUCGCCCGUGGGGUUGGCCGCCAUGCUGGCGACACUCCCACCUGGCCUCAAGGACCUGGCACUGAGCGGUACGAGCUUCGCAGAUGAACACGCCCAGCUGGUGAUCACCCACGCACCCCACCUGGAAGAGCUAGAGCUGUGGAGGGUUCACAUAUCCGCGAAGGCGGUAAUACUGCUAGCUAGCUUGCUGUUGCAAAUUCGCUGCCUUAGCGUGGAGGUGGCGAUGACUGCCGAGCAGCUGCGUAUACUGGCGGUGCACCCAACUUUGAAGCUGGUGCGCUGCGGCUCGAUGCCAAUGAAGCCGGAUACGUACAAGAUCAGCGGUUUGCGCGUCGUGUCCACGAAGGCGAAGUACCCGCUCCCAUGCAUGUUUCAAUCAAACCUGGACAAUUCCACAGACGGGUUCCGUGCGUCCUUCUGCUACUACUGGAUGCAUUACAGCGACCUGGAGCCGGUCGGCGCGACUGCGAACAUGGCGAUCAGCACCGUGAUGGAGGACAGUCACAACAACAUGUUCGCCAAACUGCCAAUACCUGGAGCGACGUACGUCACGAACACGAUCAGUAUCGACGGCGUCUAUAGAGAAUAUUACAGAAACUACUCGUACGACGUGGACAAUGAAGUGGUGGGCACGAGACCCUCUCGGUUUACUGUAAAGUACUCGCAUUGUUGA